This is a messenger RNA of Ectocarpus siliculosus, 1346 nucleotides long. Lineage: Eukaryota; Phaeophyceae; Ectocarpales; Ectocarpaceae. The record is from the annotation of a GenBank genome assembly.
CACACACGACGAUAGCGAGAUGAACAAUGCUCCCGCUGACCCGCUAUCUUGGUAUUAUGAUAUACCCGUGGUGACCCGGGUGUAUCUGACGGCUGCGUUUGUUACAACGGCCAUGUGCCAGCUGGAUGCCACCUCUUCGACGAAGCUCUUCUUCAGCUGGCCGCUGAUAUGCAAGGGGCAGGUGUGGCGGCUAGUAACCAACUUCUUCUUCUUCGGGGCGCUGGACGUGCACUUUCUCUUCCACAUGUACUUCCUCGUGAGAUAUAGCCGAUUACUCGAGGAGGGAGACUUCAGGGGGAGAACGGGAGACUUCGUGUGGUUCUUGCUGUUCUGCGCUUCGCUCAUGAUAGGGGCGGCCCCCUACUUGGCAAUGAACUUCCUUGGCCGACCGCUGGCGUUCAUGAUGGUCUACGUCUGGGGGAGGAGAAACGAGCACGUGAGAAUGAACCUGCUGGGGAUGUUCCCCUUCACCGCGCCGUACUUACCGUGGGUCCUGCUCCUCCUGUCGGCAGUUCUAGGAUCGCCGCUGAAAAGCGAUCUGUUGGGCAUCGCCGUUGGUCACCUUUUCUAUUUCCUAGAGUUCGUAUACCCGGAAGUGGCGAACAUCAGGGGCUGGAAGUGGAAGCAGCUCAUGCGCGCGCCUAGGAUUGUACAGCAGCUUUGCGGGCAGGUGCCUGCCGUGGACCGUCAGGAUGUACCAGCAGUGGUUCCGGUACCCGAUGUCGGACAGGGGCACUUGCACGACGACUGAUGGGGGCGAGAGAAAAACGCCUCGACUACCGUGAAAAGACGUCUCAUUUGUCCUUGGAUAGGUUACGGUUUCUUUUGCGGAGUGGGGAAGUCGCGACGUCUGCCGUAUGUGGUCAAGUUCUGAAUGUGGAACACGCGUGCCUGGCGGUACAGCAGUCGGCCUAUGAGUAGCAUCUGUGGUGCUUCGCGCGUAGUAUGGCCGUUUCACACGGCAGGAUCAGAUGGUUCUGCCACCGCCAUGUUGAUCACUUCUACCCCCAAGGUGGUCCAUCCUGUCAGCUGUUCGAGGGUCUCAGCUGAAAGGGCUUUCAAGGGAUUGCGCAGAUUGUGAUGCCGUGGAGGGGGCGUGUGUGUGUUCCGGCGGUCUGUGUAGCCACUCGAUGAAAUACCCUUGUGUUCACUCUCGGUUCUCCUCAUUCACCAGCAUGCCUGAUUUACCAGUUAGGCCCUACGCUACUACGGAAGAUAUCGAAGCGAUAAGAGUGUGGCUGGAUCUCUACUCGCCGUUUUGGGGUUGAGGGUUUGUAGGCGUUUAUGUCCUGUGGGCCCAUGGAAAAGGACACGGUCCGUCUGCUGAAAUCAGCUGUUUAGCACCG